AUGAGCGUGGGGGAGUACUUAGCACUCGGUAUGGACGAAAAGGGUAGAGCUGACAGUGCUUCUUGUGGUACUGAAAGCCCAGACAUGGCAGGCGAUGCACCUCCAGCGUUGGAUAGGGGAGACUCAGUAGAUGAUCCAUCACCUCCUCCAGUCUCAGAUGCAGCCAAAUCCUUAGAAUCGAUAUUUGUUAGAGAAGCACUGGCAUUUCGAGCAAGGGGUGGUGGUUGUGGAAAACCGUUAGUGCAUUACAUGGAUGGUUUCACUAUUGAGGAGUCAGAUGUUCCUUUUCCACUUGCUCAGUAUGACAAAAUUACCGAGCUAGUCUCUUCUGAGGUUUUGGAUGACAUUAUGCCGCUCAUCGCGGACAUCGACGUGAAGAAUAAAGUUGACGAAAAGGCUGCAAAGGAGAAGGAUAUAUUGGGUAAACCCACUAGACAGGCAACACCAACAAAAGUGGAGACUGAAAAUGAGAGUAAAAGAAAAGUACCAGCUCGCACUCGAAGAUCAACCAAUCAAAGUGAAGUUCGUAAUAUCAAACCAAAGAAGGAGGAGCCUGAAAAUGUAUCUGAAGAGCAUUUCGAGGAACGAAAGCAGUGCAAGAAUCGUCGUGCAACACCAGUACACCAUCCACCGCGAAGAAGGACAAAUGAGCUAGAGUUGCUUUUAAGUAUGGAUUUUGGGCCGAAAGAUUGUGGAAGGCGUAUCCUGGAUACGGAGAAAAGAAAAAGUGUACUUGACAAGGAAAAACGUCUUUCAUCAGAAACUGGCGACGAACAUGACAAAGGCGACCAUGCAGAUAAGUCACGAACGAAGCAGAAGAAACGGACCACUCAAUCGACAGUCAACGAAAGUCCUGUGAAAGCUGAGCGUUCUCGAUCCUCGGUUGACUCUUCGGAUACUCACAGUCAUUCGUCGAAGAGAAGUGGGUUUCAUUUUAUUCCUGCUAUAGAGCGUGACAAAGGUAGUGGAAAACAUGACAAAUCAAAAGAUAAAGAGAAGGAGAAGGAGAGAGAAAAGGAGUUGGCGGUCCUGAAUACACCGACCGUAAGCAUGCGCAUGUUACCCGCCUCUGAAGACUCACCAGAAGAUCGGUGCCUAUACUGUCAAGUUUCUUUCAAAGAGAAGGAACGCUCAGUGUCUACCCCACAGUACUGUUCGACAAAAUGUCGUCGUUCAUAUCAGUCAAUGAUGGCAAGUGAAAAAAAUGGGCGUAAAUUCUAUGGUACAGUUUCAGCCGAAACAAUGAAACGAAUCUCCGGUGGUUCGGAAGUACGACCGAAAUUCGAAGAGGAAGUCACACCUCCAUCAUCGUCUAAGGGAAGCAAAAGCGAAGAUUCUUCUCAUUCCAAAAAACCAUUUAGUGCAUUUAUUGAUGCUUCCCGAACUGCAACACCAGGUCCACCACGCGGAGUUGUUUCUCCAACAGCUGUGCAG
Strongylus vulgaris is the source of this 1434-nucleotide messenger RNA. The record is from the annotation of a GenBank genome assembly. Lineage: Eukaryota; Metazoa; Nematoda; Chromadorea; Rhabditida; Strongylidae.